AUGCGCACUGAUGGAACUCUCUCUGUGAACUCAAUGAGUGAUUCUGACUUUGCGGGGCUAUACCAAGUUGACCCAUUGGAAGAUGCAUCCAGUGCCAAAUCACGCAUGGGUUACAUCAUUGAACUUGGAGGGUGCCCUCUGGUGUGGAAGAGCCGGCUCAUUUCAUCAAUUUGUCUGGCUACUGCUGAGGCCGAGUAUUAUGCUCUGUCUCACUGUCUCCGUGUCCUGCUGUCAAUUCGGCGUGUGUUGGAAGAACUGACCCAGCUCCUGGAAGUGCCCCAUGAGAUGCGGGUUACCAUUACAUCAAAGGCUGCUGAAGACAACAGUGCAGCUUUGAUUCUGGCCCGUGAUCAUCGUCUCACAUCCAGGACCAGGUACUACCACACACAAGCCCAUCACUUCUGGCAACACGUGGAUGACGGGACUGUCCAAAUCGUGCCCUGUGAGACGGCACUAAUGGAUGCGGAUUAUUUGACCAAGAGCAAACCUCGGGAGGGUCAUGAAUCCAAUCGCAUGCGUGUCCAAGGUUGGUAA
Messenger RNA from Seminavis robusta, 534 nucleotides. The record is from the annotation of a GenBank genome assembly. NCBI's taxonomy places the organism in Eukaryota, Bacillariophyta, Bacillariophyceae, Naviculales, Naviculaceae.